Phycodurus eques (leafy seadragon) is the source of this 1644-nucleotide messenger RNA. Its product is annotated as L-rhamnose-binding lectin CSL1-like. NCBI's taxonomy places the organism in Eukaryota, Metazoa, Chordata, Actinopteri, Syngnathiformes, Syngnathidae. Bases 1090 to 1515 code for a protein of 141 amino acids. Gene Ontology annotation, molecular function: carbohydrate binding. The transcript is spliced from 6 exons. The record is from RefSeq and is a predicted model, not a curated record.
AAUUAACAUUUAAUGUCGUUUACCAUUAGAACCUCUUUUAUAUUCACAUCUUGGUGAUGAAACGUGACACUCUCCACUUUAGCUCUGUACUCGGCUGACGCUGACAGCAGUGCUUCCGCUACUGCCAAGGGCAUCAUUAUACAGUGUUCAAUUUUCACAAGGUAUGAAGUUAAAUCAAUCAGUCAAUAUUUUACUGUGACUGAAGGUUUUUCUUUUUACAAUUCAAUCGUCAAAUAAAGAUUUGCUCUUCAUAUCAAUUCAUCCCACAGGAAAGAGGUGUUUAUUUGUUGGCUAUAUCCAAUGUUGUGUUGGCACUACUAUGUAAUAAUAUAUUUUUUUGUGUUUAGUGAAUAAUGCUGAAAAUAGCAAACUUCCUCCUGAAAAGUCACACACUAAAUGCCAAUCGCAAUUUUUUUUUAAAAAGAAACAAGCAAACAAAAAACCUUGCGAUUAAGAGUAUUUUCCCAAAUCGUUCAGCCCUACUCUUGAUUGAUGACGAGGUAGUUUUAAUUGGGCUCACAUUGUUAAAGCUUAUCAGCUUCCCAGUGACAAGGACUGGCUAAGUGUGGCUAAAGGUUCAGCCACUAAAACACACGUGAUGUUGCGGCUAACUACACACGUGUGGCUGGGAGAUUUUUAUACUGUUUAGCCACAUUGGCGAAGAGGUUUCAUGACUCAGUGCCAACCCUCCUAACAACCUCCAUGCUUUUUAAUGCUAAUCGUAUUGACGCUUACAACCUCCCGCUGAAGUUUGGAGGCUAACAGUUUUGAUGCUAACAGGUUUUAUGCUAUACUAACAGAGCUUAUUGGUUAGUAGCUGCAGGUGUCAUCGCGGUAGCAUCUGUCUUGUAACGUGUUGAAGCAGCUGGACGCGAGAGAAAAGUUAGACUUUAUGGAGCCGCGGUGCAGUUUUCGACACGCUCGUCACAUCUGUUUGAGGGGGCCCGGCCGGCUAGCCGGCGGCGACGGUGGCAACGGCUAGCCUGCGCGCUUGGGACGUGUGUGUGCUUGCCCACCGCGGAUGUUUAAAUAGCCGCGAUACUAACAUUGGCCCCUUCACUGGAUGCCUGCGUGAAAGACGCCGCCAUCAUGUUCAGGGUGCUCGUUUUGGCCUUGGUUUCUGCGCUUUACUUCCUCCCUCACACGACUGGGGGCGAAGUGGCCUAUGCGUGUCACAAUGACACAGCUGUGAUGUCAUGUGAGUCGGGCUUUAAGAUCCACUUGGGCCACAUUCUGUACAAAGUGGGCGUGGGCACACGCUGCGGGGAAGGCAAGCAUCACCCUGAUGACGGCGAGGGCGUCUUCUGUUCCUUCCCUUGGGCCGAGAUGGUGGUGGAGGACCUCUGCGGGAACCGACGGUCCUGCGAGGUUCCCGUCACCGAGGUAGUGUUUGGAGAGUAUCCCUGCAAGGAGAAUACACGAUACCUGGAGGUGGCCUACACCUGCGUCGCACAAGCGCCGCCACCACCGCCACCGGCACCCGCCAAAGCUGACUGUGACGACAGCAUUGCCUGAGCGUUUUCAUGAUGGAGACCUCACUUCCUGUUGGAGCAGGAUGAUGAUGACCAUGAUGAUGAUCUUGAUGAUCAUGAUGUCGUAGUGUAGUUUAUUGAAGAUGGAAUAAAACAUAAUUUCACACAUUGA